Molecule: messenger RNA, 1889 nt
Organism: Acanthaster planci (crown-of-thorns starfish)
Lineage: Eukaryota; Metazoa; Echinodermata; Asteroidea; Valvatida; Acanthasteridae
Gene: mob4
Product: MOB family member 4, phocein
Source: RefSeq, a predicted model, not a curated record
GAACCAGACUAUGCGAAAUCUGAGCGUAAAAAGAUGGCCGACAUAGCAGACAUCGCGGACAAUUUGGUGCUCCGGAGGAUCCGGCCGGGCACAAAAUCUGAGGAUUUUCACAACUGGGUUGACCAGUCAUUUGAGGAGAUGGACAGCACUUUAGCAGUCCAACAGUACAUUCAACAAAACAUUCGGAAUGCAAUCAAGAACAUUGAUUUCAUCUUGGAGGCUCCAGAAGGUCAAGAUGAAGGAGUUUGGAAGUACGAGCAUCUACGACAAUUCUGUCUAGAGCUUAAUGGACUUGCAGUCAAACUUCAGACUGAGUGUAAUCCCGACACCUGUACCCAAAUGACAGCAACUGAGCAGUGGAUCUUCCUAUGUGCUGCACACAAGACUCCCAAAGAGUGCCCUGCCAUUGACUAUACGAGGCAUACAUUGGAUGGAGCAGCCUGCUUACUCAAUAGCAACAAGUAUUUCCCUAGCAGGGUCAGCAUCAAGGAGUCAUCGGUAGCCAAGCUGGGUUCUGUCUGCCGUAGGAUAUAUCGGAUAUUCUCACAUGCCUACUUUCAUCACAGAGUGCUGUUUGAUGAGUAUGAAAAUGAGACUUACCUCUGCCGACGCUUCACCACGUUUGUCACCAAGUAUAACCUGAUGUCAAAGGACAACCUCAUCGUGCCUAUCCUGGAGCAGAACAAGACCGAGUUGGAAAUAGCUGAAACUCCCUCCGAAUCAUCAGCUUAAUGAAUUAAUACUUAUGCUUCACACAAUGCAAAGCAAAUGUAGGCUAUCAAGGCCUAGGUCUCCCAGUCAUCUGCAAAGAAGCCACACCGUCCAGUGCUUGUUUUGUUUAGUUUAUUUGGGCAAAAUGGAAGGUAUGCACCUUGUUACAUGUUCAAAAAUUGCAUAGUCCUCCCCCCUGAUCUCGACUCUAUCUCUUGUUGAAAACCAGGGGCCAAUUUUAUGGCACAGCAGAGAAAGGACAUUUGCUAAGCAUACAAAUAUAUGCAUAAGACCUUUUCACACGAGCGCUGAUAACAGAGGUCCUAUGCUAUGAAAUCACAUCGAUGUUACAAUGGCAGUGAUAUCGUGUCGUGUGAAGGUCAACCUCCGUCAAAAAUAUAUAUAUAUGUAUAUAUAAUCGUCCUCUGUAGGAAGUAGACAUUGUGUAACCAACAUUUACUCAGAAAUUGUGAAACUGUAUUAGAAAGUAAGCCGUGAAUAGUGCGCAAAUAUUAAUAAAGGGGAUUCUUUAAAAAACAAUACAGGCAAUUCACAAUGCAGUGCGCCACCAAGAGGUUAUCACGGAGAGGCCUUUUUGCAGUUCUUUAUGGGCUAGUCGACAAAGUCUCAUUCACUUACUCUGCUGUGCAUGAAAAACUUUAACUAUUUCAGAAAGUUUGUUUAUUUUGGUUGAAAAUUCAAUAUUGCUCAUUGAGAAUUGGUGUUAGGUUGUUCAAAAUGAUGGUUUGUGUGGUGCAGGAAAUGCCUAUGUAUGAAGUGCGCUUAAUCGCGGCAGUGUGUUGACCGUAACCUUGAAAAGUGGCCCGUCUGCAGCAAACUCUUGAAAAGUGGCCUGUCUGCAGCAAACUCUUGGUGGCGUGCUGUAUUGUGAAUCGCCUGUGUUACUGGCAGCUUUACAAUUCCAAAGCAUUGAAAUUUCCGGUGCAAAUAUGUGUGUCAUUGCCUUGUGUGUGUUAGGCUCUUUACUCUUUUCUUUUGAGAAAAGUUUGACAAUGAUAGGUUGUUUGUUGUUUUUGUGCAUUAAUUAUGUUCCCUGGAAGAAAGUGGUUAAAACUUUCUUUACUCGUAAAUCAUAUUUCUUAAGUGUAUAGAAUGUGGUUAUUUAUUUGGAUAUUGUUUUCAGCAAUAAACAAGUGAGAGACUUGUUGAAAAGAAGA